AUGUCGAGUGGCAACUUAAGGAAAAUCGCUGAAGAUAAAAAAGCGUAUUUAUUCAAGUCAAUCAAUAUAUUCAGAAACAGCUUUUCAACGAAACUUAAAGAAGAGAACCUUAAUCAGGAUUCUAGCUUUGGGCCAUGAUUUAAAGAGCCACCUAGUAAAAAGAGCAGUCAAUUACGGAAAAAAUUAGAAGAGACAAAUAAAAGUGAGCCAAAACCAUUAAUAAUAUAUAGGAGAGUAAAUUCGAAUAGAGUUAUAUCAGUGAUCAGACGACGAGAAUUUGAUCCACUAUCAAUAAAAGAGCUUAAACAAAUUUCUUUACUCUCCCUUAAAUUGGAACAAAACAUCAAAUAAAAUUUGCAUUUUUUUGUUACUUUGAGUCCCUUUUAAUUGGAACAAAAUUUGUUUUAGGAUAAUUUUAUCAAUGAAAGUACUAAUUAUUAUAAAUUAGUUUUGACCUAAUUUAAUAUACAAAAUGCAAAGAGAAUGCUAUUUAAACAAUUUUUACACUGAAUCAAUUAAAUUUUUUAUAUAAUUCUUUAUAAAAAUAAAUAAAAUUCAAACUAUUCUAUUGUUUUAUAUUUCUUAAAAUUAUAAAAAAAAAUUAAAAAACAAAUUAAAGAUGAAAAUACAAAUGUUUUAUAAAAUUAAUUUUGGCCUAUUUUGAUGGAAAAAAUGCUAUUUUAAACAAUUUUUCCACACUUAAUCAAUUAAUUUUUUAAUGUUUCUUUAUAAAAAGAAAUUAAAAUUCAAAUUAUUGUUCUCAAUUUAUUUAAAAUUUUUUAUAUAGAAAAAUUUAAUUAUAUUUUAAAAAAAACUCUCCCCUUUAAAUUGGAACAGGAUUUUUUGUUCUAAUUAAAGGGUGGGAAGAGUUAGGAGAAAGAGGUCAUGGAGUUAAAGACAUGAAAUAUAAUAAUGAGCAUCAAAAUGUUUUAAACCAUAAACCAUCCCUUUCUUUAUCAAGCGGAAGAUCCAGCUCUCAUAGAAAACUGCCAAAAAGAGAAUUUUCAAAAAUUUUUGACCAGGAAAGAAAUAAUGAAACUUCUGCUGAUAAAAACUCGAAAAAAGUAUAUUUUGAAUAUGAAAUACCUCGAGCUGUCACUGCGUUUAAUAUUGACGCAGGGGAAAUGGCUGAUAAUAAAGCAAAUCACAGUUUAUUAAGGUAUAGAGUUAUUUCAAAUUCUCUUUCUACUUUGGAUUUAAAAGAAAGUGAACCGAAGAUUGCUCCUGAGAGAUAUCAAUUUUUGAAAAAAAUUGCAAAUCGAUAG
Messenger RNA from Blepharisma stoltei, 1265 nucleotides. The record is from the annotation of a GenBank genome assembly. NCBI's taxonomy places the organism in Eukaryota, Ciliophora, Heterotrichea, Heterotrichida, Blepharismidae.